Molecule: messenger RNA, 2578 nt
Organism: Musa acuminata AAA Group (dessert banana)
Lineage: Eukaryota; Viridiplantae; Streptophyta; Magnoliopsida; Zingiberales; Musaceae
Product: rhamnogalacturonan I rhamnosyltransferase 1-like
Exons: 8
Coding region: 609-2147 (512 amino acids)
Cellular component (GO): cytoplasm
Source: RefSeq, a predicted model, not a curated record
CAUCUCUCUCUCUCUCUCUCUCUCUCUCUCUCUUCAUUCUCUCUCUCUCCCCCUCCCUCGUGAAAUCGCCGCCCACCUUUGAUUUCUCCUUCCUAAUUAUCUUCUAAAUCACCGAACUUGGCCCUUGGAUCAUGAACCCGUAGAAAAACACGGAGUUGCGAGGGUCUUCUUGCAAGUAAUUGACGGUGUGAGUGGCUCGUAAUUGCGAAGAACUCAGGUGCCACCCUUGUUUUCCUAAUCGGAGAAGAAAGCUGUGGGAGAGGUGGGCUAAAGAGGUAGAAAGGUGGGAUUUUUGGCAAUUUGUUUGGCGGUAUGUAAGGUUAGCAUCGGUGUUUGAGCUGGAUUUAUUUCAUGUGUAUAAAAAACAAAAUUUUUUUGGUGGAGACAUCGCCUUUUCUAAUAGAAUUCGAGGCGUUUAAGGAGUCCGAUUCGUUGUAUCAAGCUGCAUUGAGUGGAAAAGGCAGAUUUCAUUUUAUUUAUUUUAUUUGGUCGCAAAAAUCCCGUGUUGGCUUUAGAGAUCUCGAAGGUUUGAGGCUUGGUAUGGUAAGAAAUCAAAUUUAAGGAUUCUCUUUUCAUGUAUGGGAGGCAGAGUUCCUCGGAUUUAAGGGAUGUGCCGCUUAGAAAGGACAACAAGAUCUGACUACUUGGGAAAGAGGCAGAUUGAUCUGAAAACGGAGGGAAGCGAUUCGAGGGCGGAGAAGCUGAAGAGCCCGAUGGUGUCAAGGCCAAAGAUGAAACUUUGGAUGAUCCGGGUGACGACGAUUGUAUUACUGUGGACAUGCGUCCUCCAGCUCAUGGCGAUAGGCGAGAUAUGGGGGCCGAAGGUCUUGAAGGGGUGGCCUUCUUGCUUCACCUCCUCAGAUUCGCCGCUCACGGAGAAACAAUCCUCUCUGAUUGACGUCGAGAAAAUUGUUCUGCCACCCAAAAGAAUCUACAGAAAUAAUGGAUACCUGAUGGUUUCAUGCAAUGGUGGGCUUAAUCAAAUGCGAGCAGCAAUCUGUGACAUGGUUGCUAUUGCGAGAUUUUUAAAUGUGACACUCAUAGUACCAGAAUUGGACAAAACCUCCUUUUGGAAUGACCCUAGUGAAUUUCAAGAUAUAUUUGAUGUUGAUCAUUUUAUCACCUCUUUGAGAGAUGAGGUCCGGAUAUUGAAGGAAUUGCCACCUAGGUUGAAAACAAGGGUUGAGCUUGGGAUGUCUUAUUCGAUGCCACCUGUUAGCUGGUCUGAUGUCUCUUAUUACCAAAAUCAGAUUCUUCCUUUGAUACGGAAGCACAAGGUUGUGCAUUUGAAUAGAACAGAUGCUCGGCUUGCUAAUAAUGGUCUGCCAUUAGAGAUACAAAAAUUACGCUGCAGAGUAAAUUAUGCUUCUCUUAGAUUCACUCCUCAAAUUGAAGAAUUGGGCAGAAGAAUAAUUAGAAUUCUGCGACAGAAAGGCCCUUUUCUUGUUCUCCAUUUACGAUAUGAAAUGGACAUGUUGGCCUUCUCUGGAUGUACUCAAGGUUGCACGAGCGAGGAAACAGAAGAAUUGACAAGAAUGAGAUAUGCUUAUCCCUGGUGGAAAGAGAAAGUCAUCGACUCUGACAUGAAAAGAAGAGAUGGUCUCUGUCCUUUAACGCCAGAAGAAACCACCUUGGUGUUGAGGGCUCUGGAUGUCGAUCGCAGUAUCCAAAUAUAUAUUGCAGCUGGAGAGAUUUAUGGUGGAGAAAGGAGAAUGGCUGCUCUGUCUGCUACUUAUCCAAAAGUGGUAAAAAAGGAAACUUUAUUGGGACCUUCUGAUCUUAGAUACUUUCAGAACCAUUCAUCGCAAAUGGCAGCAUUAGAUUACCUGGUUUCAUUGGAGAGUGAUAUCUUUGUUCCUACAUAUGAUGGUAACAUGGCUAAAGUUGUCGAAGGUCAUCGAAGGUACUUGGGUUUUCGGAAGACGAUCUUAUUGGACAGAAAACUCCUAGUUGAUCUGAUAGAUCAGUACAAUAAUGGUACUCUUAGUUGGGAUGAAUUCUCUUCAUCAGUUAAGGAAACACAUGCUAAUCGCAUGGGAAACCCUGUGAGGAGAGUGAUGAUUCCUGACAAGCCCAAGGAAGAGGACUACUUCUAUGCAAAUCCCGAAGAGUGCUUCCCACAGCCGGAUAAACCAUGGAUUUCAUGAAUCUGUUGUCAAGACACCAUUCUAUUUUGCAACUUUCCAAGAAUGCCAUUGAUUUAAAUCAUUUAACAAGAAGUUAAUUAUUGGACCGAAUGAUGGGAAUGCUGCCCAGGGUUUGCUUCCAUGGAGGAGAAAAGAACCAAAGAGGUUAGCACGUUGCAGAUGUCGUUUUGAUGCAGCUGGCGAAUAUACACAUUUAUACGAUAGCUUUACUUAUAUUCUUCAAAUAAGUAUUUAUUCUUGUAUAGAAGGAUGAGUGGGAGAGAGGUGAAUGCAGAAAGGAGCUUGAUUCAUGUAAUUAAAUCUUCAUGUACAACACAGGAGAUUGUAAUAGGGAGGUUAGUGUUUGGAAGGAUUUUAGGUUGUUUCAGGAGCUCCUUCGUAUACACAGUCAUGAGAUAUCUCUCAAAUUCAAGUUCAAAUUUUUGCUGUUA